CUCAGAUUCUUAACUGUGUGCAGAUUUUUAACUGUAUGUUUAUUUUUGUUGUGUUGUGUUGUGUUGUGCGGUGCGAAAGUUUGGAGUUCUGUUUUAAAAUCUGUAUAGAAAUUUGCUCUGUUUCUGUACAACGUUAGCAGAACAUUUUUCACUAUGGGUUCUAGGAGAGGGCAUGAUUAUUCUUACAGAGAUCAGCAAUUCAAGGGUUCUCGUCCGGAAUUAGAAAGACUACUUUCAAAAAGCUGCACAUUGUAUGUUGGCAACCUCAGCUUUUAUACUACUGAUUUACAAAUUUAUGAACUUUUUUCUAAAUGUGGUGAUGUAAAAAGAGUUAUAGUUGGAUUAGAUCGAUUCAAGAAAACACCUUGUGGAUUCUGUUUUGUGGAAUAUUAUACCCGAGAAGAUGCAGAGAAUGCCAUGCGUUAUGUUAAUGGCACAAAAUUAGAUGAUCGUAUAAUUCGAACAGAUUGGGAUGCUGGAUUUGUAGAAGGAAGGCAGUAUGGAAGAGGAAGGACUGGAGGACAAGUACGAGAUGAAUACAGGACAGAUUAUGAUGUUGGCAGAGGAGGUUAUGGAAAAAUUGUUCAACAAAAAUUAGGCAGUACAGAAACACUGACAGAUAUUUAAUUUUAUAUAGGCAACUUAUAUCAUUCAUGUUGAAAACUGGUAUAUUCAACUCAUCAGAUCAUUUAUAUUCAGAAAUACUGGAAUACAUACUUCAUCUGGCCAUCUUUGAAGCAUACAUAUGUAUAUACAUCAGUUUAAAUAAUAUGAAAAAGCUUAAUGUUAUGGGAGACUUUUUUUUCUCUUUUUGAAAAGCAUUUUGGAGGACAAAUGUAUUGAAUGAUAUUGCUGUCAUCUGGUAAUUUUAAUAUACACCUUGUGACUUAUGAAUGUAUUCUGCAAUAACAUUAAGAACAAAAUCUUUGUUAAAAGUGGGAUUUGUUAAUAAAAUGCUUACUUUCCAG
Molecule: messenger RNA, 968 nt
Organism: Argiope bruennichi
Lineage: Eukaryota; Metazoa; Arthropoda; Arachnida; Araneae; Araneidae
Gene: Cbp20
Product: nuclear cap-binding protein subunit 2-like
Exons: 5
Coding region: 154-627 (157 amino acids)
Biological process (GO): mRNA cis splicing, via spliceosome
Cellular component (GO): nuclear cap binding complex
Molecular function (GO): RNA cap binding
Source: RefSeq, a predicted model, not a curated record